AUGGCAACUAAAGCGAUUGUGGUAGGAGGAACCAGCGGCAUAGGCUACGCAAUGGCCUGUCGAGUAGCUGCUCAGGCCGGUUCAGCAAAAGUCAUAAUUAGCGGUCGCACAAAGCCCAAGCACAUCCCACAUCCCAACAUGGAAUUUCGACCGCUGGAUGCGACGUCCAUGUACCAGAUCAAGACAUACACAGACGCUUUCCGGUCUUCUCCAACCCAGAAACUGGACCUGCUCAUCAUGACCCAAGGCAUCAUGACAACCGCGGGGAGAACCGAGACGCCAGAGGGCAUUGACCGAAAAAUGGCACUGCACUACUACGGCAAACAGCUCCUCAUUCGGGAACUUCUUCCUAUAAUGAAGGAGGAUGGAAAAGUCAUCAUCGUAUAUGAUGGCAAGUUUGGAAACCCAAACAAGUUGAAUUGGGACGACCUGGACCUGAAAUCGAACUUUGGCCUCAGCACCUCAGCCAAUCAUUGCAUGGUGAUGAACGAUGUGAUGAUCCAGCAUUUCGCCGCCCAGCAGCGAGAGCAGGGAGUUGGAAAGCGGCAUUUCAUACAUGCCUGGCCCGGGGCCGUUAACACAAGUCUGCUGAGGGAACUCCCGCGAUUCAUUCAGCCGCUGGCCAAGGCCGCGAACCACCUGUUUACAGUGCCUCCUGAGACUUGCGCAGAAUAUCUUCUCAACGGGGUUUCCGAUCACGUUUCUGAUGGUGAGAAACAAGGCAGAUUCUGGAACAAUAUUGAAAAUAAGGGGCGUUUGAUUGAUAACAAGACGGUUUGGACUAAGGAGCAAAUGAACACAGUAGCGGCUCACACGUAG
This is a messenger RNA of Clonostachys rhizophaga, 819 nucleotides long. NCBI's taxonomy places the organism in Eukaryota, Fungi, Ascomycota, Sordariomycetes, Hypocreales, Bionectriaceae. The record is from the annotation of a GenBank genome assembly.